AUGACCCUGAGACCGUACUGCACCUGCUGUGGCCAGGGCGAGGGGCUGCUCUUCCGGCAGCUCUUUGAGCCCGUGAGCUGCACCUACACCUACCUGCUCGCGGACCUGAAGACCAAGGAGGCGGUUCUGAUCGACCCGGUUCUGGAGACGGCCAAGCGGGACGCGGAGCUGGUGAGGGAGCUGGGCCUCAACUUACUGUAUGCAGCCAACACCCACUGCCACGCCGACCACAUCACGGGCACUGGGCUGCUGAAAAAGAUGCUGCCCGGCUGCCGCAGCGUGAUCUCCCGGGACAGCGGGGCCUUGGCCGACAUCCUCAUCCGCGAGGGCCACGCCCUGGAAUUCGGGGCCUUCGCCCUGGAAGCCCGCUCCACCCCCGGACACACGGACGGCUGCCUGACCUACGUGCUCAGUGACAGGACCAUGGCCUUCACCGGGGAUGCCCUGCUGAUCCGGGGCUGCGGCCGCACCGACUUCCAGCAGGGCUCCCCGGAGACCCUGUACCGCUCCGUGCACGAGAAAAUCUUCACGCUCCCCGGAGACUGUCUGAUCUACCCCGCCCACGACUACACAGGCCAGACGGUGUCCACGGUGGAGGAAGAGAGGACCCUGAACCCCCGACUGACCCUGAGCUGCGAGGCCUUUGUCCAGCUGAUGAACAACUUGAACCUGCCUCAGCCCAAGAAAAUUGAUAUCUCUGUCCCGGCAAACCUGAAGUGCGGGAUCCAGGAUGUGGAGACUUAG
Messenger RNA from Emys orbicularis (European pond turtle), 744 nucleotides. RefSeq names its product ETHE1 persulfide dioxygenase (gene ETHE1). Lineage: Eukaryota; Metazoa; Chordata; Testudines; Emydidae. Gene Ontology annotation, cellular component: mitochondrion. Gene Ontology annotation, biological process: glutathione metabolic process; hydrogen sulfide metabolic process. The transcript has 7 exons. The record is from RefSeq and is a predicted model, not a curated record. Gene Ontology annotation, molecular function: sulfur dioxygenase activity. The coding region runs from base 1 to 744 and encodes 247 amino acids.